GGCGAGGUAUCUUACCUACUAUUCACACCGGCCACAAGCAAGCACCAAUUGAUAAUGCUCCAAGACCACACCUUCCGGCAGACCACUAAAGACAGCCGCUACUGGAGCUGUAGCCGGCGCACCAUCACCAGAUGCCAGGCCAGGAUCAGGUUCAAUGACGCCAAGGAGAUCUCCUUCCUCAACCUUAGCCAUAACCAUCCUCCUCCCAAAUACAAGCCCUCUCAAGAUGGGAAGUUGGUUAGAUUGAUAAUGAAAUUUUUAGAUUUCCUCUACGAAUUCAUUGAGCUAGCCACGGCGAAGAAACCCCUGUUGAUGGUCCAGGGAGAGACCUUCAGAAUGACCACGAAUGACAAACGAUACUGGAGUUGCAGCAAAAGGAACAUGACCAAGUGUCAAGCGAGGGUCAGGUUUAAUGAAGCUGAGGUCGUUGUAUUCUAUAACCUGGAUCACAAUCAUCCGCCUUCAAAAUUUUAUAAGACAGCAAACGGGACGUACAUCAAGUAUUCUUAA
Cydia amplana is the source of this 510-nucleotide messenger RNA. RefSeq lists its product as uncharacterized. NCBI's taxonomy places the organism in Eukaryota, Metazoa, Arthropoda, Insecta, Lepidoptera, Tortricidae. Bases 55 to 510 code for a protein of 151 amino acids. The transcript has 2 exons. The record is from RefSeq and is a predicted model, not a curated record.